GGUGCGCCGGGACUAUUUAAGAUUGCCUCACGUGUCACAUUCGUUAAUGUGGCUCCGGGCUCCGACACCAGACGUUGAAGGAGUUCAGUCGCGUGGACGUCCUCAACGGAGCAUCGUCAAUUUUGCAUUUUCAUCAAGUGUGUGAAGGUGUGAGGAGAGGAUGGCAGUGUGGUGGAGUGUGGUGGUGGUGGUGGCGGCGGUGCUCCACACCUCUCAAGCCGCACACUUUCCCAGCAAGACCUCCAGCCUGUGUCAGGAAAACAGCCUGCAAAAGCUGAUGCUGAAUCAGACGGGCUACGUGCAGUACGUCCACUACUUCACCCAGUUCCCGCGCCUCACCGCCUUUACUAUGCACUACUGGUUCAACCUCAUCAGCACCAACCGCACCUCAACCUCCUUCAAUUAUGGAUUGAAUGAACUGAGCACCAACAACAACCUGACGGUUCAGCUGGUAAAGGAAGGCCAGCAGUUCUGGACGCUGCAGAUCAACGACCAAUUGGUGAGCAAAGUUCCGUCCAAGUUCGUCGGGGUGGGGGAGUGGCACCACAUGCUGCACUCCUGGGACUCCGCCACCGGCCAGUGGAGUGUUUUCAUGGACGGCAAGCUCCUCUCUCAUGGCUUUGAUCCCAAGAGCGUGGGGCUGGUGGUCCCAGGAGGAGGGGUGGCUGUAUCCGGUCAGCACCAGAAGACGGCAAUAACUGGGGGCAUGGACAGGGGGGAAGGCUUGGAGGGCUGGUUCACCCUCUUCCAGCUAUCAGCGCAGUCUAUCAAGGACCCAACAUCCAACAGAGCCGCCAACGUUGUCGCCUCCCUCACUUCAAAAUGUACAGAAGACUUUGGUGGUGACGUCAUAAGUUGGCGCAAAACCCCACGGAAGGGCUAUGGAGGCGUCGCGGAGACUCCUGGCAGGGAGGUGUGUGGCGCCUUUUAGACGAUGGCAUCGAAGCUACCAUGGCACCUGCAGUUGUAAAAAGAUGUCCUCGAUGAGACAAGAGCUCCGGCGGUAGCUGGGAAGUCUUCUUUUAGCCCCCAAAGGUUACUCAAAUACAAGGGGGAUAUUUUACUUGUGCUGUCCAAAAAUAUUUAUAGAAUUCAGAGACUGACGUUUGUUUAUUUUUUUUAAGAAGUAAAAACUAAUGCUUUGUCUUUGA
Molecule: messenger RNA, 1151 nt
Organism: Procambarus clarkii (red swamp crayfish)
Lineage: Eukaryota; Metazoa; Arthropoda; Malacostraca; Decapoda; Cambaridae
Gene: b6
Product: b6
Source: RefSeq, a predicted model, not a curated record